CCAGCGUCCCCUCACGGAGAUGCGCAUGUCUCCUUUCAUCUCAAGGAAGAAGAGAACUUGGGAUGGUGAUGAUGGGGAAGAUAAAACUGAGGAUGGGAAGGAGUUCCAGUUCAUUUGAUGGAAAUGCAGAGAUUAACAACUCCAGCAGUACUACACCCUUUACUGUGACUCCAUACCACAAUAGCAGUUUGUCCAAUCUCACAUCAUCCACGCAAUCUACAGCAACAUCUGCAGUAGGUACUUCCACCAGUACUACUCAUCUGACCACUACCAGUCAGCCCACCAGUGCCACUAUGUCUGUCACCUUGAUGACUCAGACGACCAAAACCAGCCAGACAACAAGAUCCACCACAGCUCCAUCGGUCACAUCAUCACAACUCAAUAUUACAGUGAUGACCGCUUCCAAGAUUUCUUUCACUUCUGUAACAGCUGCAUCAACAACUGAGGCUGUCAUAGCCAAAACCUCCAGAUUUGAUGUGGGCAGUUUUGUAGGUGGCAUUGUGCUGACACUUGGAGUCCUUGUCAUUCUCUACAUCGGAUGCAAAACCUAUCAUGCUAGAAGAGGCAUUCAGUACAGAACCAUUGAUGAACACGAUGCCAUCAUUUAAAGAGACUUCAGGGAAGACAGUGGUGGAAACCCAUCCUAUCACAGCUGUUGUAACUUCUGAAAGAGUUCCCUUCAUAAAAAUGAUCACAGUCUCUAAACCUGUCCUGGGUGUGAUCCUGCAAAAUGUUGAGAAGCUCUUUAAACAUGCUGAUAUUUUUUACAUUGGCUUUCAUAAGAAGAGGAACUCUGCACUUUGUAGAGACAGUAUUUUCUUUUUCCAGUAUUUGUAACCAAAUUUAAAGAAACACACAUAUUAAGUCAUUUUAAAGUACACACACAAGUCUCUAAAACAGCUAAUUACUAGCACGGUGGAUCUCAUCAUUGCAAUUGUGAGUUCAAUUAAUUCUCACAUAUUGUGUAAAUCCAGUGUGUUCCAUAAUGGAUAUAGUAGGUUAAGUAGGAUACCUUUGAGACCAAGCAUAGGCUUUUGCAAGUAAAAUGUUUUUUUUCCUAAUAUUUUGUAUUAAACUGUAUUUAUUUUGAAGUUUGAUGUGAACUUUAGUUUAGAAAUUUUGAACAAUUCAGUUAAUUUUUAUUAGGCUAUAAAGCGACAUGGUUUGCUAACUGUAUAGAGGGUGAUAAUGAGUACUUUAAACUUCAGUCACUUGCGGAGACUUUCCUUAACAGGCUACAGAGUGAGACUACCAGCCGGAAGCACGGACAGACUGGAGAUAGCCAUCCACAACCCUUUUCUCUGAAUGGGUCCUUGUAAGAAAACAGGCUGUGCAAUCCAUAGCUGCUUUUUUCUAGCAUGUCCUAAUGAAGCAUGUGCAAUUACAGAUAAAAUAAAAAUGGGGAAAAGUAUCCUUAUAAAUAUGAUAUGAGAAUUGCUUCUAAAAAUUGGCUUUUAAGUUGAAUGUAGCAAUCACUUCAAUCUUGGUUUUAUUACUAUGAAGAUGUAUGCAGUGUUUUCUCAGCGUUUGAUAAGCAUUGCAAGUUACACAAAGAAUCUCUGUAAGAUAGUGUUUUAGAAAAAUAUAAUCCGCAUUUUUACAACUAUUUUUAGAGCUUGGUACUGCUGCACACGUGUACAGAGGUCUGGUCAAAGCCCACUGAAGGCAACAGGGCAUCUUUCAGAAGGCCUUUCAAUUAAGGCCCAAAUACACUGGAGAUCCUGUGCAGGGUGGCUGAUGCUGCUUCUAUAUCACACUGUGGUGAACCUGCUGACUUCAGUAGAUGGGCUCCUGAUUUACACUGGUGUAAGGAAGACUAGAGCAAGGAUCAAGAAACACAGGCCUGCAUCUGCUUAUGUCACUGAAUAAUUGUUCAGUCCUGCUCAGGCUCCACUUGUAGAUUUCUCCCUGGUGAAGACAGUUGAUACGGUGGGACUUGACCUAUCCUGAGUUGCUGUAUGAAUGCUUUUUUACCUUUUUCACACAUGUCCAAGGCACAGCUGACUCCAGCAAACCAUGGCUAAUGAGUAGUCAAUAGCACCAGCCAUGCACCUGAAAUGGGAGUAGCAGGACUUUUUCAUUUUUUACUGAGAUUGAGAUACAGGGGAAAGAGUGAUUUGAAGUAACUUUUGUGAG
This is a messenger RNA of Athene cunicularia (burrowing owl), 2136 nucleotides long. It is a transcript of the gene TMEM123, whose product is annotated as transmembrane protein 123. Gene Ontology annotation, cellular component: cytoplasmic vesicle. Lineage: Eukaryota; Metazoa; Chordata; Aves; Strigiformes; Strigidae. Bases 63 to 608 code for a protein of 181 amino acids. The transcript has 7 exons. The record is from RefSeq and is a predicted model, not a curated record.